Molecule: messenger RNA, 3971 nt
Organism: Hyla sarda
Lineage: Eukaryota; Metazoa; Chordata; Amphibia; Anura; Hylidae
Product: interferon gamma receptor 2-like
Exons: 7
Coding region: 160-1137 (325 amino acids)
Molecular function (GO): protein binding
Source: RefSeq, a predicted model, not a curated record
UAGAUAUAGGUUUUUACAGGCCAAUCACAAGUCAUUGUCCCAGGAAGGGGAAUAGCUGUGCAGAUAGAGGGCAGGGAUACAGUGUCACUACCAGGCAGUAGAUGGGAGGAGUCACAGAGAGAAGAGCAGGAAGAAAGCAAACAGCAGGGCCUGAUCACAAUGAUGUCUACAAUGUGCCCCCUUCUCCUGGCACUGACCACCCUGAUGCCAGUCUCCAUCUGUAACACUACUGCUGUGUGGGAACUCCCAGCACCAACUAAUGUCUACAUUGAUUCCUACAAUCUGAAGCAUAUACUGAGGUGGGAUCCUGUGCAAGUGCCAAACACCUCGCUCCCUGUAAUGUACCGUGUAGAAUGUGAACUGGUGAGUGGCACACGUCUGAUGUGUGAGAACAUUACGGAGACACAGUGCGAUUUCACACCCAAAGUAGAACAUUUUUGGAGAGGUGUAUAUAAAGUUCGAGCUGAGCUGGGAGAGCACCAGUCUGACUGGGCCGAAGCUACAAAUGGACUGUUUCAAGCAAGUAAACACACAAAAAUUGGUCCCGUACAGUCCUUGACCCUGGUGGCCCACGGAAACACAGUGACGGUAGAUUUUGCAGCCCCAUUUUUAGCUAUUCCAAAACCCUUCAAAAUUGAAUACUGGCUGUAUUACGGAAAGGAAGGCACUGACGAUAAGAUGGAGGAGGUUCCUUUAAAAGUAAAGACGCACUACGUCCUGGAGAACCUGGAAGAACAGACUGUGUAUUGUGUGCAAGUGAGAGCAGCUACGGAGUUUAUAGAAGGCCAAAUGACCCAUCCCGAAUGUGUGAGGACAAAGAAUAGAGAUUACUCCGGGAAGGAGCUGGCUGUGGUAAUCGGAUGUGUUAUUAUCGUCUGCCUGGUCUGCUCCCUCGUUGGAUACGUAAUAUAUAGAAACAAUGCUGUUCUAAAGCGUCUUCUGUAUCCCCCCUUCAGGAUGCCGUAUCACAUACAGCAGUUCUUAGAUAAUGUUCCGGACCCACCGUAUGAGGCUGCGAUCAAUCUCGACCAGGAUGAAGAACAUUGUGACGGUAUUUCGAUUAUAGAGUCAGUUGUCGUAGUGGUGGUUAACCAGGCGUGUGAUGACCCAAACCUGGUGUCUGCUGAGAAAACCUGAAGAAGAUCUCACUGAACAAUGGCAGGACUCACGCGGAACAUUGGCAGGACUCACGCUGAACAUUGGCAGGACUCACGCUGAACAAUGGCAGGACUCACGCUGAACAUUGGCGGGACUCACGCUGAACAUUGGCGGGACUCACGCUGAACAUUGGCGGGACUCACGCUGAACAUUGGCGGGACUCACGCUGAACAUUGGCGGGACUCACGCUGAACAUUGGCGGGACUCACGCUGAACAUUGGCGGGACUCACGCUGAACAUUGGCGGGACUCACGCUGAACAUUGGCGGGACUCACGCUGAACAUUGGCGGGACUCACGCUGAACAUUGGCGGGACUCACGCUUUACAGAUGAAGCAGGUGCAGAUGCCACCUUGGAUUCAAUGCACACACUUCCUGACCACUCUUAGGACAAGUGCAGUGUUUAGGAAUUGUCCAUGGUAACUGAACUAAACCUGACUGAUAGGUACAGUUGACUUAUACGACUCCUGGCACUGUCCUAGGACACUAUGGUAAGGGAAUUUCUGGAUACCAAGAUGGAGUUGUGGGACAAUUGUUUUUGUAAUAACUCAGGUUGUCGUCUUGUCGCCAAAUCUAUGCACUUAUCCUCAGGGCUCAAGUCCUGCAGGAACUCGUGGGAACUGAGUUCCGGCACAGUUUCCACAGCAGGAACACUGUUCCCAUUAGCAGAACCAGCCCUUGAGUGGAAAUCUUGGGUGAGUUCCCACACUUUUUUUUCCCCAGGCUUAUCCUGCAUGUUCCGCUGAUGCUUAGAUUUUGAGUCAGGGGCUUUCUUAUUUUAUUAGGAUGCUCCUUUGUUCUCAUGUGGUUUACAAUUCGAGGACUGCAUGCAGGGCUGGUGAAAGGAUUUUUUCCACCCUAGGCGAAAGCAAAUUUUGCCGCCCCCUUGACUCUGCCCUUUGGCACGCCCCACCUUACUACUGGCGUGACACACUGUAACAAACCUCCUCCGCAUGCUACUGGCUGAGCGAGUGGUUUGGAUGCUUUCUCAACUCUACCCAUUCAAAGCAGAGGCCUACGUGGCUAAGUCAUGUCUAUGGAGGGAACUGUCCGCUAAAUAAGCAUUUGCGAUAUACAACCAUCUUAUGUAUAUGACCAGCUAUAAAAGGGUAGAGGCAAAGGCCAAGAAAGGGAUCCCUUCAGCACAUGGGGGGAGAUUUACCAAAACCUGUCCAGAGGAAAAGUUACCCAGUUGCCCCUAGCAACCAAUCAGAUCGCUUCUUUCAUUUUUCACAAGGCCUCUGCAAAAUGAAAGAAGAGAUCUGAUUGGUUGCUAUGGGCAAUUUUUCCUCUGGACAGGUUUUGGUAAAUCUCCCCCAUGUAUGGGGUCUUAGCGUGAACAUUGGGAGAUAGUGAAGCAAUUUUUUUCCUUACCUCCUGAUGUCUUGGAGGAACCUUCUCAUUUAGAUGCUAGACUGAGAGUAGAAAGGGGAUGAAGCUGAUAUAAAGUGUCAAGGCUGUCCACCACAGAAGCCACCUGGGACUUGGUCGAAACUAGCUCUACUAUAUGUGUGCCAUCAAGUAUGAACUCCAUGUAAAGUCAUCAAAUUCCACAAGUUUCCACCAAAAGGGUUUGUGUUUUUUGCCCCCAGCCAAUUCGAAAUCAGUGGACCGGCAUUAUCUUCUGCAAUGACUAAGGUUGUCCUUGUUGCAGACUAGGCGUGGCAGUGCAUGCAUACAGCAGACUAGGCGUGGCAGUGCAUGCAUACAGCAGACUAGGCGUGGCAGUGCAUGCAUUCAGUAUUAUAAGAGGCUAUUCCACAGGUUAAGCCAAUGUUUUUUUAAGAAAAAAGAAAAAAAAUUGAAAAUGAUCUGUAUGUACAUACAGGUUAAAUUUAAAGUCACUGGAUCCACCUCUGCAUGGGUUCACUAAAUGUAGUCAUAGGUGGUCCCUAUUACCAUGAAAAAAAGCUUAGGCCAGCACUACACAUUAAAAUCCAAAAGGCAUCUAGGUAACGUAAUACAUGACAUACAUGGUGUAAACCCCCCUACCCCAAAAAACUAAUUAUGGUGGGUUGUCACCAUUUUCAAAGCUAACAUUAAAGGGGUACUCCACUCCCCAACAUUUAGUUCUGAACGCUGGCCUUCACACCCCCUCCCAUAGACUUGCAUUGAGGGGGCGGGGUACGACAUCACAAGGGGCGGGCACGUGAUGUCACGAGGGGGCGUGGCGACCCCAAAGCCUGCACCAGCUAAAUGUUCCGAACGCUGGGGGAGUGGAGUACCACUUUAAAAAAAGAGUUUGCUCCCUGUGACUUGAGGGUUAAAAAGAUCCUAACUGUGGUUACUACAUUCAGCCAUGGGAUCUAAAUAGCAGAACUGAUUUAAUACUACAUUAUUGAGUUUUUUUUUUCCUUUUUAGAUGUUUUUGUGUAUGUUUAAAGUUUUAUUGAAACAACACCCCAUUGGCACCAGGGGGGGACCAGGAGGGACCUUGUCAGUAUAGGAGUGAUAUUCACACUGAUCAGAUUACGUUAUGAGUAAGGAUCUCUAGAUCCAAAACCUGUCAGUGUGUUUGGGAUGCAUUUCUCUUGCAUGUCCUGUUCUGAUAUUAAUGGAUCCUUUAUAAAAAUGGACUUUUAUGUGUAGUAAAGGCUCAAGCUUAUUUUUCGUGGUUAAUUUGAAGCAUUGGUGUCAAUUGAUGUAAAGGGGUCUGGCGAGACUGGUCACUGGGAUGUUGAACCUGUUGACGAGAGAGGCCAAAAUAAAAUUUCCUGCAGAUCCAGAGUCCAAGAAGGCCACGGUAGAGAAGGAGAAGGCAGAGGCAGACAUCCGCACAGGCACAGUAAGACGUGGAGAAGCAGAGUAGACAUCA